AUGGCUGUCAAAGUUGGAAAUGUCUCUCAAGAAGUUGAAAAAAACGAAGAUGUUGUUGCUGAAAUUGUAAGUUUAGAAUUUUAAGUUUAUGUAGAUAGUUAUUGAUUUUUGUUUCAGAAGCAACCACAGAUUGUGAUAACUUUCAAACAAAUCGUUCUCUGUAUAAUGAUUAUUCACACGGGGCUCUAUGCUGGUUUGAUUUUCCAAGUCGGAUUCGGCUGGAAUCUAUUGGCUCUGACAAUUAUCCAACUCGCAUGCACAAUUGCGGUCUACUUCAAUUGCUGGGAGAUUAUGCUCGGAUAUCUGAUUAAACAUGCUUACUAUCAAAUACGCGUUUUCUUGGAGUUUGCUCCGGUAAAGAAUUGGUUCCUGGAAAGUAAGAGAUCAGAAUUGCUAGCUGUCAUUGUGGCUGAACUUUUGCUCACUCUCUACUUUUUCCUUUUCGCAAAACAAACUUGGUUCGCUUUCAAAGUUUGGAGACAAAAGGUGGAACGAGAAGAAUAUCGAGAAAGGAAAGGAGUCGGAAAAAUUAAAUGUUGUUUGAACGAUUUGAAUAAAUUACUUUGUUUUCGUUGUUUUUUUGUGAAGUUACAGGAAAUUAAUCCAUUUUUGAAUGAUUGUAACAACAAUUCUGGCCCGUUAAUUAAUAAUCUUGGAAAAAAUAUUACGAGAUUACGGUAGCAAAUUUGGUUAAAGAACAUGGUGAUCGGAAUCGUUGGCUCUGUUUUUGUCGUGAAAAAUAGGGCGUGAAAAAUAACAGGUGCGCUGAUCGAUAAUCUAUAUUGUGGGCGUUCCUCCCACCAAGCCAAGCCCUUUUUAUUCAUUCACAAAGUUAUUCAUAAAUCUGUUAGUGAGUCCUUUCGAGAUGACUGUCAAAGUUGGAAAUUUUUCUCAAACAAUUGAGAAAAAUGGAGAUGCUGUUGCUGAUUCUGAAACUGUGAGUUUUUUUCAAGAUUUUGAUUAUUCUCAUAUGAAUUUUUUUGUUUCAGAAAGAUCCAGAGAUUGUGGUAACUUUCAAAGAGAUUAUUCUUUUUAUAAUGAGUUUACACGCCGGGAUCUAUGUUGGCACAUUGAUCUGCUACGGAUUCAACUGGAAUUUAUUGCAGUGGACAUUUAUUCAAAUCACAUGCACACUUGCCUUCUAUAUCAAUUUCUGGGAACUCAUGCUUUUAUAUCUGAUCAAACAGGGAUACUACCAAAUCCUCUUCUUGAUAGCAUUUCAUGAAAAAAAACGAAGUAAUGAAUUAGUAACGUUCAUUGCCGUCGCGGCUGAACUUUUGUUCAUUAUUUACUUUUCCAUUUCCGCGCAACAAACUUGGGUUGCUUACAAAUUCCGGAGACAGGAGAGAAACAAGAAGAAAAUCGAGAAAGAAAUCGAAUCGAAAGUAUUAAAUGUUGUUUGA
Messenger RNA from Caenorhabditis angaria, 1403 nucleotides. Lineage: Eukaryota; Metazoa; Nematoda; Chromadorea; Rhabditida; Rhabditidae. The record is from the annotation of a GenBank genome assembly.